This is a messenger RNA of Geodia barretti, 1473 nucleotides long. NCBI's taxonomy places the organism in Eukaryota, Metazoa, Porifera, Demospongiae, Tetractinellida, Geodiidae. The record is from the annotation of a GenBank genome assembly.
AUGAUGGCGGACUAUGACAUUAUCAUCAGAGGCGGCACCAUCGUUGAUGGCACCCGCACACCGCGGUACGUCAGCGACAUCGCGAUCAAGGACGGCAGAAUCGCCAAGAUCGGUGGUCUCAACGGCGGCGCCGCCGACCGGGUUAUCGAUGCCAAGGACUUGAUCGUCGCCCCCGGAUUCGUAGAUCUGCAUACUCACUACGACGCCCAGAUUUUCUGGGACCCCUACUGCACUCUGUCUGGCUGGCACGGCGUAACCUCCGUUGCGCUGGGCAACUGCGGGUUCGGUUUCGCCCCUUCGCGGGUGGAGGACCAGGACCGCGCCAUGUUGAGCAUGACCCGCAACGAGGCCAUUCCCUAUGACGCCAUGAAAGAGGGCAUGCCUUGGAACUGGGUGACCUUCCCCGACUUCAUCGACGCCCUGACCAACACUCCCAAGGGCAUCAACUGCCUCACCUACGUGCCGUUGACUCCGCUGUAUGCCUGGGUCAUGGGGUGGGACGAAGCCAAGAAGCGCCGCCCCACCGAAGAAGAAUUGCAGGAAAUGGUUCUCGGCGAGACCUCGGUGCAGCGCGACUACGACGGCACGCCAAUGAUUACCGACAUGCUGUCGGAGCACGAAGUGCUGACCUUCGCAAAAAUCCUCCAUGACCGCGACGAGGGAUUCAUCGAGCUUGCCUACCAGGAGACCGGCGAAGAAGGCAGGCCGCUUGGUGAAGAGACCCGCAACUUCUUCGAGCGCGUGGCCGAGGUUUCCGGGCGUCCGGUGCUUUACCAAGCUGUCGCCCCCAACGCCGUCCACCCGGAGCAGCACCGUGAGCGCAUCCGCUGGCUCGAGAGUUGCGCCGAGCGCGGACUGCGGGUCUACGGCCAGGGCGCAACCCGCCGGGGCGGAUUCGAGUUGACGUUCGAGGACUGGAACUUGUUCGACGACACUCCCAUGUGGCGGGAAGGCAAGCACGUCAUCGAUGCCCUCUUGGACAUGUGCGUCGAGGACGACUUGGCCACCGAGUUCUACGCCGACUCGCAGGGUCGUGACCAAGCCCAGUUCACCGCCGAGGUGCUGGACUCCAACCACAUCGUCGCCGGGGUCUCCGACGGCGGCGCCCACGUCAAGUUCCUGACCGCCGGCAUUUACCCGACGGACAUGCUGACUUGGUUGGUGCGCGACGAGAAGGUCAUAACGCUGGAGGACGCCCACUACAAGCUGUCUUAUCUGCCGGCCCAUUUCGGCGGCUUCAAGGAUCGCGGCGCGCUACGCGAAGGCGCACCGGCCGACGUAAUAAUCUACGACCUUGAGAAGCUGGAAGUGCUGCCCAGCGAGGUGGCCGAAGACCUCCCCGGCGGCGAGUGGCGCCGCAUCCAGAAGGCCAAAGGCUACCGCUACACCAUGGUCAACGGCGAAAUAACCUUCGAGGAUGGCGAACCCACCGGCGCCUUCCCCGGCCGCCUGCUCAGGAACGGGCGGGGAUAA